Messenger RNA from Octodon degus (degu), 1757 nucleotides. It is a transcript of the gene Scml4, whose product is annotated as Scm polycomb group protein like 4. NCBI's taxonomy places the organism in Eukaryota, Metazoa, Chordata, Mammalia, Rodentia, Octodontidae. Gene Ontology annotation, molecular function: protein binding. The record is from RefSeq and is a predicted model, not a curated record. The transcript is spliced from 8 exons. Bases 105 to 1346 code for a protein of 413 amino acids.
UGUCUGCUCAGCACGCUGACCAGGGCCACGGUGAACAAGCUGUAGCACCUCCUCUGCCCAUAAGCACUCUGCCACCACACUCUGUAAGACUGGCACCCGCCGAGAUGCAGGCCCAGGGGGUCACAGGGAGGAAGCGAGGGCGGCCGCCCCUCCACUCCACGCCUAGGAAGAUGCCAGUUCACAGCCUUUUCUCUGCUCCUGCCUCUCUGCCAGCAGUGAAGAUCCCAAAGAGAAGAGGGCGGAAACCAGGACACAAGCUCAAGUCUCGGAUUCUCAUGACUCCUUUAGCCCUCUCACCCCCACGGAGCACCCCAGAGCCUGACCUCAGCUCCAUCCCUCAGGAUGCAGCCACUGUGCCCAGGGUGGUGGCUCCCCAGGCGCUCACAGUCUGUCUGUAUAUUAACAAACGUGCCAACGCGGGGCCCUACCUGGAGAGGCAGAAGGUGCAGCAGCUCCCCGAGCGCCUGGGGCCCGAGCGGCCAGCCACUGUCCUCCAGCAGGCCGUGCAAGCAUGCAUUGACUGCGCCCACCAGCAGAAGCGCGUCUUCGCCCUGGUGAAGCAGGGCCACAGUGGCGAGCUGGUGUCAGUCUCUGCGUCCUUCGAUGGGAAGCAGCACCUGCGGAGCCUGCCCGUGGUGAACAGCGUGGGCUACGUCCUCCGCUUCUUGGCCAAGCUGUGCCGCAGCCUUCUGUGUGAUGACCUCUUCAGCCAUCGGCCCUUCCGUGAGACCCCUGGCCCCUCUGAGAAGGCCUUGGAGAGAGAAGCAGGUAGGAUGGAGCCAGCCAAGACAGUCACCAUGGAAGAGUGCCUGGGGAGGCCCACAGGCAUGAACCGCUACAGCCUGGACCCCUGCUCCACCGCCUUCCACCACAGGGGCUUGUUGCUGCCUUCCUCGCUGCACUGCAAGAAGCUGAGCCCUGGAGACUGCCAUCUUGGGGGAGGCCCUGCUGCCGCUGUCACCAGCAUUCCUCGCACUGGCCCUGGGCCUUCUGCAGGCUCCUCAGCACCUGGCCUGAGGGCUCCUGCCUCCAGCCCCAAGGGAAACGGGACUUGUCUCGAAGGAAACAGAUGUGCCUCGAGCCUCCCUGCAGAUGGCCAGGACAGCAGGCUGCUGAGAACCAGAAACCCUUCCACUUGGACCGUGGAAGACGUGGUCCGGUUCGUGAAGGACGCUGACCCGCAGGCUCUGGGACCACAUGUGGAGCUCUUCAGAAAGCAUGAGAUCGAUGGGAAUGCUCUUUUGCUGCUGAAGAGUGAUAUGGUCAUGAAGUACCUAGGCCUGAAGCUGGGACCUGCGCUGAAGCUCUGCUACCACAUCGACAAACUGAAGCAGGCCAAGUUCUAAGAUCAACUGACAGAAGCAAAAUCCAAGACAACAGAGCUCAAGAUUUCUGUCUGCCUUGCCCACACCCAGCUACCGUCAUGAAGUAGUCUCUUCUGAAAAUGAACACUCACAAAGACUUGGCCUUUGUAUAAAACAUGUGUAUCUUUGCCUUUUUAUUCAAUGUGGUUCUUUUUGAAAGGCUCUCAUGUUUUACUGACCUGCCAAAAAAAAAAAUUACCAAAAAAUCUGUUACUGUUAACCUUCUUGAUUUUUUUGUUGGUUGUUCAUAGAAUGGGUGCUGUUUGUGUAAUGAGGUAGUGGGGGAAGGAGAGUUGUUGCUUAAGGUGAGCCAUUGAAGGUUCAAGGGCCCUGAGGAAGAUUUUGUCACCUGUGGACGGUACAGAGCUAUUAGCCCUCACAGCACCCCUGCCU